Messenger RNA from Caenorhabditis sp. 36 PRJEB53466, 724 nucleotides. The record is from the annotation of a GenBank genome assembly. Lineage: Eukaryota; Metazoa; Nematoda; Chromadorea; Rhabditida; Rhabditidae.
AUGGGAAGCGAUUUGAACAAGGUAUUUAUUUCUGUUUUUUUUUUCAUUUUAAAAGGAAAUUUUUAGAGUUCUUCAUCGUCUAGCAGCAAGGAUCACUCGUUCGAAUUAUUGGAAGCUCUGCCGGCGUUCAAACAUGACAUGAUGCUAACGGAUAUAAACGACGCUGGUCUCAAGCAUGUGAGUUAUUAUUAAUAUUAUUAUAGCAGUUUUUUGUAAUUUUUCCUUGUUAUUUCUAAUCCUAUGCUUUCAGAUCGGCGGCAUUACGGGAAUUGAAAACUUAAGUAUUGGAUCGUUCUCAUCUCCAGCAUUUCCGGUGGAGGGUCUUGUUUACGGACCAAACAAUCGACUAAUGGUGGCCCUGAAUUGUCGUCGUGCCAAGAAGCCUGAUGCGCCGAUCAUCAAAGUUUGGUUUUUAGUUGAUACUGGAUCGAAUUGCACGUUUCUUGACGAAACAACUAUUAGCAAGCUUACCGGCUCCGACGCGAUUCCGUCGGCUCUUCACGUCGCCAUUCAGGUUUAGUUUUUCUACUUUCAACUUUAUGAUUAUUCUUUUUCUGAUUCAAAUUUCUCAUUUUAGGAUCCAAAUUCGGUUAUCGAAUGCGACCUCUCGCACAGUCAUUUUAAGGAAGCUAACGUGUUGGGAAUGUUGGCUAUGCGUAAAAUGAACUUGACGAUCAACAGCAUGAAUUGGACUGAAGAGACUUGGCGCCUUGUGAAACAAUAA